Messenger RNA from Aspergillus chevalieri, 1512 nucleotides. RefSeq names its product RNA-dependent ATPase DBP3 (gene dbp3). Gene Ontology annotation, biological process: rRNA processing. The transcript is spliced from 3 exons. Gene Ontology annotation, molecular function: ATP binding; RNA binding; RNA helicase activity. The record is from RefSeq and is a predicted model, not a curated record. Gene Ontology annotation, cellular component: nucleolus. Lineage: Eukaryota; Fungi; Ascomycota; Eurotiomycetes; Eurotiales; Aspergillaceae. The coding region runs from base 1 to 1512 and encodes 503 amino acids.
AUGGCGAAACGGGACAAGAGUGACGAACGCGAUUUCGAGCAUCGACCAGAAAAGAAAUCGAAGACAAAGAAGCAUGCAAAGGAGUCGAAAUCAACUGACAACGAUAUCAACUCCAAUGCAGAGUUAGAUGCUCCCUACGUACAGUCUUCGGAGCUUGAUGAAGUCCCUCAACUUGAAAUAGAUCAGUUUUUGACGGAGCACUCCAUUAAGAUAACUGAUACUUCGUCUGAGGAUACCACAGUACCUCGCCCGAUCAUAUCGUUUACUCAUUUACCUCAAUGCGACAGCAAACUUUACGAACAAUUGAGCUCUUUCAAAUCACCGACGCCUGUGCAGUCGGCUACCUGGCCGCUGCUUUUUGCAGGCCGUGAUACAAUCGGUAUAGCCGAAACUGGAAGUGGUAAAACACUUGCGUUUGGCUUGCCAUGUCUUAGGAAAAUUUUGGAGUCCAAAAAAAGGAAAUGGAAGUCUGCCCGCCCUUCAGCAGUGAUCGUUUCUCCCACAAGAGAGCUUGCAAUGCAAAUAUAUGACCAGCUCUCAAAGUUUGCCAAUCCUGUAAACAUUGGCGUGGCAUGUAUAUUUGGGGGUGUGAGAAAGGAGGAACAGCGUGAAGUCUUGAAAACUGCUGCCAUCGUCGUUGCAACACCGGGACGAUUGAAAGAUCUUCAGAAUGAUGGAUCCGUUGACUUGGGAAAGGUCAAGUAUCUUGUACUCGAUGAGGCAGAUCGUAUGUUGGACAAGGGAUUCGAACAAGACAUAAAAGAUAUCAUUGGCUCCAUGCAAGAUACUGGUCGGCAAACUGUAAUGUUCACUGCAACAUGGCCUCCUUCUGUUAGGAACCUUGCAGCAACCUUCAUGACCUCACCUGUGACUGUCACAAUUGGCGGGGAUCCUUCUGCUGAUCCUCGUGCCAACUCAAGGAUCAAACAGGUUGUUGAAGUGGUCAAGCCGCAAGAAAAAGAAUACAGGCUUGUUGAGUUACUGAACCGUUCGCAAAGAGGAGUUACUUCCCCAGAGAAGGUGUUAGCUUUUUGUCUAUACAAAAAGGAAGCAAUGCGCAUCGAGAGGCUUCUUCGCACUAAGGGGUUCAAAGUAGCCGGGAUACAUGGGGACAUGAGUCAACAGGAGAGGUUCAGGAGCUUGGAAGCAUUCAAGUCAGGCUCUGCUACGGUGCUUGUUGCUACUGAUGUUGCAGCUCGAGGCCUUGAUAUCCCUUCCGUCAAGUUGGUUCUCAAUGUCACGUUCCCCCUGACGGUCGAAGACUAUGUACAUCGGAUCGGACGGACGGGACGAGCUGGAGCCGAGGGUCACGCAAUAACAUUGUUCACCGAAACUGACAAAGCACAAUCUGGCGCGUUAAUUAAUGUCUUACGGGCUGCGAAGCAGGAGAUUCCAGAAGACCUCCUCAAGUUUGGGACAACCGUCAAGAAGAAGCAGCAUGGCGCAUAUGGUUCUUUUUUCAAAGACAUUGAUAAUAACAAAUCAGCGACCAAAAUUGUGUUUGAUGACUAA